AUGGAUUUUGAUAGCCUCUGUUUCAACAUAGCAACUUUGAUUGCUGGGGUCUUUGUGCUUGACUAUGGAGCAGACAAAUUCCUUGACCACACGGUGAUCGUUGGAAAGCAGCUCGGCAUCUCGCCAACCCUUAUUGCUCUCCUAACAGCAGGAGCCGAGUACGAAGAGCUAGCUGUAGUUGUCGCAGCAGUUCUGCAACACCGCGGGCCCCUGGCCCUUGGAAACAUCAUGGGAUCGGCUAUCUCCAAUAUCCUCGGCGCAUUCUCACUGGGCCUUCUUUGUCAUCCUAGCGGCAUGGCAUUUGAUAGUAGCGCCAAUAUGUAUUCCGCGCUCUUGCUUUCUGUCACUACUUUAUUCGUGACAUUGGCGUUUUUCAACCAGCUGAAUCAAGCCACUGGCUGGAUGUUCAUUGCCGCGUUCACAAUAUACCUUGUCUCCAUCGCUUACGCCAUCUAUAAUGGCAUCGCGGAGGCCCCUGAAUUAUCGGAUAGUGAUAGCGGCAGUGACAGUGACGAUGAAGAAAAUCAAGAUACUAGGGCGCCAGCUGCAGAGACUUCGCCGCUGUUGAGAAAUGUGAAUACCCAACAGGAGGGCGAGAACAGAAAACCGCCACGACCGCUCUAUCAACAUAUCAUCCAACUUCUCGUUGGCCUUCUUGCGCUCUCUCUAUCGGGAUAUAUUCUAGCCCACAGUGCUGGUUCCAUUGCGGACUCCCUUCACCUUUCGGGUACUGUCUUCGGCUUGACGGUGAUUGCUUUUGCUACGACCUUGCCAGAGAAGCUGCUUUCUGUCCUGGGCGGUCUUCGUGGACAGGGCGGGAUUCUCGUUGCAACGACGGCGGGGAGUAAUAUCUUUCUUCUCACGCUUUGUGUUGGAGUUGUUGGUGUUGCAGGGAUUCCUGUUGAGGGGGAAGAUAGCUUCGUUCUUUUUGAUCUGGUGGUGGUCUGGGCGUCUGCGCUGUGUUUCACGGUGGUUUGUUUUGUUGGUCCGAGUCGGAUUGCUGGGCUGAUACUUCUGGCUGCAUAUAUUGGAUUCUUGGUUCUUGAGUUCACUGUUUACAAACGUUGA
Penicillium manginii is the source of this 1068-nucleotide messenger RNA. Its product is annotated as sodium:calcium antiporter. Bases 1 to 1068 code for a protein of 355 amino acids. Gene Ontology annotation, molecular function: calcium channel activity; calcium, potassium:sodium antiporter activity. NCBI's taxonomy places the organism in Eukaryota, Fungi, Ascomycota, Eurotiomycetes, Eurotiales, Aspergillaceae. The record is from RefSeq and is a predicted model, not a curated record. Gene Ontology annotation, cellular component: membrane. Gene Ontology annotation, biological process: intracellular calcium ion homeostasis; calcium ion transmembrane transport. The transcript has 2 exons.